AGAAACUUCAACUUCUCAGAGUUCAGUUCAGGUUCAGUCAGAGACACAAAGUUAGAGUUUAGUUAGUUUGUUUAGAGUAGAGAAGGGAGAAGUCGGAGUCGUCGGUGCGGUGCCAGUGUUUUGCACUCAUCGUCACUUUAGGCUUUUGUGUUUAUUGAAGAACUAAAACAGACAAAACAACUUCUUUUUAAUUGACUAAAACCGGUGAUUGUUGUCAUAGUGUUUGUUCGAACCCCCUGAUUGAAGUCUAUUAGCUUAGUGUUGUGUAAUGAGAGUUCAAGUGGUUUAGUUUUUCACAUCCAUAUAUCUUAUCAACAUUGUCGUUCCAAAUCAUUGUUUUCAUUAUUGACGAUAAUGUCCUUUCAGUCUCUUUCCGAGUCAUUUGGUGUCGCUUCAUUUUUCGAUAAUAUUACCAUUAAAUCUGGAAACUCGUCAUUUAUAACCUCCAAGCCAGGAGGAACAGACGAAAUUGGCGUUGGACUUGCAAUGGAAGUGUUAAAUCUGGCCGUUUCAACUUUUUUGGACAAACCAUGGAUAGGUUCACUGAUGGGUUCCUUCCUAGUCAGUCUCAGUGGAGUUUUCCCUUUGCUUCUCAUCCACAUUGAUGAUGAAGACAGUAUUAAAAAAGGAGCUCAGGGGGCCUCUCUCAAAGUUCUGCUCAGCUUUGCUGUGGGAGGCCUGCUGGGAGAUGUGUUCCUACAUCUGCUACCAGAGGCUUGGACCUUACAAGAGCAAUACACCCAUGGUAAUCCAUCCAUGUUCUGCGGUGUCUGGGUGCUGGUGGGGUUGUUGCUGUUCAUCAUUGUGGAGAAGAUAUUCUCAGGUCCAAACCCAUACGAGGAGGUGGCUGACGGACUGUCGGCAGUGCCAGUGCCAGAGUCAGCAGACGACAACUGUUCACACAACAACAACUGUGAAGACAAGAUCUGCCCCUCCAAGGCCAAGGAGCGGCCCUCACAUGAGCAGGUGGCCGGGUACCUAAACCUGAUAGCCAACGGCAUUGACAACUUCACCCACGGUUUGGCUGUUGGUGGCAGUUUUCUCUUGUCUCCUAGAGUUGGAGCUCUCACCACCUUUGCCAUUUUAGUUCAUGAAGUUCCUCAUGAGAUCGGAGACUUUGCCAUUCUGCUGAGAGCUGGGUUCAGUAGAUGGGACGCAGCCAAGGCUCAACUGCUGACAGGAAUGGCUGGCACUGUCGGGGCCCUCACUGCUGUCAUGUUCAGUGGCGCUGGCACCAGCAUGGAAGCCAAAACGUCAUGGAUCCUGCCAUUCACUGCGGGUGGCUUCCUACACAUCUCUCUGGUGACAGUGUUGCCGGAGUUGCUGCAAGAGGACAACCCGAAAGAGUCACUGAAGCAGUUUGCCAGCCUGGUCAGUGGUAUCGUACUGAUGGCGGCACUCACUGCUAUAUGUGAAGGCUAAACACACCACAUCAGUCACCAGCCACAACAAGAGGCCAGUCCAGUAUACUUACAAGUCCACCUAUAUCACUAUAUACACCUAGCUUAUAAAUAGUUCUAUGGUUUGAUAGUUUGUUAAUUCGGGUAAACAAUUAAGCCUUCGUAAUUUUUGCAAACCAUGUUUCUGUUAUGUGAGUAUUUAGAGGAGAAAAAAAAACCAUGAAUGAUAGCGCUGUGAUUGUAAAUAGUUUUUUAAUUAAACAAAACUUGCUGUAAGUUAUACAAGUUAUGUUAAUUGUGAGGAGAGUUAAUUUAAAUAUACAUUAGACCUUACGAUUAUUUUAGUCCUUACGAUUCAGUUUCAUAACAACACAGUUAGUCGAUUAGUACAAGAACAAACGGGCAUUUGAACUAUAUUUUUUACGUUACACAUUCACUUUAUCUGAAUUUCUUUCUCGCCAAGUUCAGCUGUAAUUCAUUAUAAUCAAUACUGAUGUUUUAUAGCCUAAAAUAUGUUAACUUCUUUUAUAAUAUUUCAAACUGGGUUUCUUAAUUGAAUCGAAAUUGCCACUGUGUAGUAUUAUUAGUCGUAAUACUGCCAUUCCUACAUAUCAGACUGAUUAUGUUAGUGAAGUUUGCCACCAUGAACACAACGUAACUUCAUUAUUGAGAGUAAUUAAGAGUUACUAGGGAUAUUUUUACUAUUGACUAGCAUUUUAAAGGUGCACUUUCAAAUCAUAACAACUGUUAUGUAAUGAGUGGUUUUCUAAUAUUAAUUUAGAAAAUGCUAUUUACUUUAGUGUUAAGGUUAGUUUCUGAUUAGUUAUUAGACAUUCUAGUUGGCACUCUAUAUUUGCCAUACAUGCUUUGAUUUUUUGCACAAACAGUUGAUAUAUCUCUACACCUUAUUAAGUGACUUAUGAAUUGCGGUGAGUUCUUGUAUAUUUCACUUGUUUUAGAGUUUACUGUUCUCCUCCUUUUGUAGUUUCUUCACCAUAAUAACGUCACAGAACACGUACAGGUAUUAGAGUGUGGGAUAAAAGAAAUAUUAAAAUAUUGAUUAUGACUAAGUAACUCUAAUUCAUUCAAUUGACAAAGAGGUUUAGAAAAUACUCUUAAUGUUUUAGAAACAACCACUUGAAUAACUUUGUUUAACUCAAACUUAAACAGAGUAAAUAAAAAGCAUACAUCUUCUUUUUGCAUCUAAUAAAUAAUUCUAUUGCUGAAAAAAAUGUACUCGGUAUCAUACGGUUUGUGUUUUGCUACAAAUUGUGUCAUUUAAAUAAAUUAAAUUAUAAAAUAUCAAUUUUCUUAUACAGUAUUAACACUUGCCUAUUUUAUCUUAUUUGCAUUAAGAUUUUUGGCGAAAUUCUUGAUCCACCCUGAUUUUGCUUUCUAAGUUUACUGGUGAUGAUAACAAUCCCUUAACACUGUUCUUUCUUCAACUUUUUCUCCUUCAUUAUGGUGCUGACUCACACUGAUUUACUUUGUGUAUUUUAGAUUUUUAGGUUUAUAAAUCACAUUUUUUUCAUAAUUGAAUUAUGUGAAAUUGAAGAAAUAUUUAGAAGUGUUAUGAUUGUUUCCUUAUCUUAGACAUUAUUUAGUAAGAAAUGCCGAUUGAUCAAGACACUCAUUUUUGCUGCAAUUUUCUACAUGUAUUGGCUUGUACAACCUUUUCUCAGAUAAAAUAAUUUGUUUGUCUUUUAAGUAUGGAAAUUGUAGUUGGUAUUUAUUAACCAUAGCCUCCAAUAUAAGUUUAAAUAUGUUAAAUGUUAAAUCCAUGUAAUGUUUUUUACAAAAUCUACAUCUUAAAAUCAGAUAAUAUUAAAGGAGAUAAUGUUAUUUUUGUAACAAGCUUAACUUUUCUAGAAGUUUGUAAAAAAACUUGUGACACAUUUUGUAUGUAAAAAUUUCAAUAAGUAGUGUUUUAUAUUGAUAUUUAGUAAUAAUCUGAAUUGUUGUGAUAUAGUCUGUUAUAAAUAUUGAUAUUAGUCAUGUGCAGAUAUUUUUGUACACUAAACAUUUUGUAGUCUGAAGAUUGUACAUAACGUAUUUGUUGUAAAUAAAAUUAUGUUCAAGUUGU
Macrosteles quadrilineatus (aster leafhopper) is the source of this 3483-nucleotide messenger RNA. RefSeq names its product zinc transporter ZIP13 homolog. The transcript is spliced from 7 exons. Gene Ontology annotation, cellular component: membrane. The record is from RefSeq and is a predicted model, not a curated record. Gene Ontology annotation, molecular function: zinc ion transmembrane transporter activity. Lineage: Eukaryota; Metazoa; Arthropoda; Insecta; Hemiptera; Cicadellidae. Gene Ontology annotation, biological process: zinc ion transmembrane transport; intracellular zinc ion homeostasis. The coding region runs from base 355 to 1422 and encodes 355 amino acids.